AUGAUCCAUCAGCUGACUUAUGAGUUGUCAUCUGAUCUGCCGCCUCCGUAAAACUGAAAGUCUAACUUCCUCGUAGGUUUUAAUACUGGAAUGGAGAGUAGUGUACGGGCUCGUGGGACUGUGCCUUCGGGCUGGGACUCCGAUGAAGAUGUAAGAGUCCCUGAUCCUCUUCUUCGUCCAUCAGUUGAAUAUCGCAUUGUUUAUUGGAGAAACAUUGUCGGCUUCUGGUUUUUGGGCUUGUGCAAUAACUUUGCUUAUGUUAUUAUGCUGAGUGCUGCCCAUGACAUCCUGAGCAAACAAGAGUUCCCCAACAAUGGCAGUACAGUUUCUCAGAACUCUGAUCCCAAUGAAGCUGGUAUGCUCCAAAGUCGGGAUGACAGCCGUGGUAAUACCAGCCGUUAUGACUGUAACAAAGUUUCUACUGCUGCCAUCCUGCUAGCAGAUAUCUUACCAACACUGGUCAUCAAACUCACUGCUCCUUUUUACAUCCAUCACAUCCCAUACAGUGUCCGGGUUUCACUGUGUGUCCUUACAGCAGCUGGCAGUUUUCUCAUUGUUUCCUUCUCUACAGGAAUUGGAAUGAGCUUUCUUGGCGUUGUGUUUGCCAGCAUCUCUUCUGGCCUGGGUGAGGUGACAUUCCUUAGCCUCACUGCACAUUUCCACAGUGUUGUGGUGUCAGGAUGGUCCUCUGGUACUGGUGGAGCAGGCAUCUUUGGGGCACUGUCAUAUUCUGGGCUCACUCAGGCUGGAAUUUCCCCAGAAAACACAUUACUGGUGAUGCUGGUGGUUCCUGUUCUUAUGGCCUGCAGCUAUUUCAUUAUCCUGGUCCAUCCACCCACUGUGUCAUCCUGGGGUUGCUGUAACACCAACUCACCUCACCAUGCUGUGGUUGCAUCAGAUCGACAGCCACUCAUAGACAGCAUGCUUCUACAUCCAGCAAGACAAGCUCCUGACUUGGCAUUAUCCGAGAAGCUGCGAAUCACAAAGGGCCUGAUGAAGUAUAUAAUCCCAUUGAUGGUGGUAUACUUUGCAGAGUAUUUUAUAAACCAAGGUUUGUUUGAGCUUCUGUACUUCAGGAAUAUCCCCCUGAAACACUCUGAACAAUACCGGUGGUACCAGACACUGUACCAGGCAGGAGUGUUUGUUUCUCGCUCAUCUGUCAGUUGCUUCCGUAUUCGUAGAGUCUGGAUUCUGGCUUUUCUUCAGUGUAUAAACAUGGUGUUCCUGAUCUUUGUCGUUUACUACAUGUUCCUACCGAGCAUCUACAUCAUCUUUGUGCUGAUCUGCUAUGAGGGCCUGCUGGGAGGAGCAGGUUAUGUCAACACCUUCAACAACAUCAGUCGAGAGAGCACAGAUGAUGAAAGGGAGUUUGCGAUGGGAACAGCCUGUAUAGCAGACACUUUUGGAAUUGCAAUUUCUGGGGCUGUGGCCAUUCCUCUACAUGACUACUUUUGCAGUUUGUCUUGACAAGAAGUUGAUGCCAACUUUACACAUCUGUAACACUGGACCAUAAACUUUGGGUUUUAUUUCCCAGAUCCAUUGUGUACUGUAGACCGUAUCCAAGCUGGGCUGUGCAAAAUUAAAACCGUUCUAAGUCUGACAGAAGGGUGACACACCUUCAAAUUUCCUUCUUCUAUUUUACUCGUUUUAACCCUGAUUCCAUUCGGAAGAGAUGAGUGACAGGGAACUAUGGAAUACAAAUUCAGCACAUUGAAACUUAGGAGUGCAGAUAUGUUCAGAACUCAGUUUCCUAUCUUGUAUUCUGUCAGUGGAUGUUGAGUAAAGCACCAUGGCAAACACUUUUUUUGUGGGGAUAGUUAGGAAGUGGCACAAUUAAAGUGAACAUGAUACAUUUCUCAGGCAGCAGAAGCUGAGUAAUUGAGAAGUCUCUUCUACAAGUGAAGGACAAGUGAUCAUUUAACAUUUGACCACUCCAUUAAUAUUUAUUUGCUCUACCCUCACCUUAAACAAGCUGAAACAGUCUGUAAAGUCUCUGAGGGAGCAUGUCUGGAUGCAGGCUCCUGCAGUCUUAUCCUGCAUUACAACACUAUUUAUUCAGUCAUUCUCUAAAGGGCUAAAAGGAGAACAGUACAAAGGAAACGGAAGUAAAUAUUGUGGGAAGAAAUAUUCAGGGAAUUGUUAUGGCUAGGCUUGUAUAGGCCCUAGGGCCGAUAGCCUAGUACCAACGUAUGAACCUAUAAGGGAAUCUCUAGUAAUAGUACAAAAAAAACGUAAUACUGAAUUUUGAAUGUGCUGCUUAUGGUGUCAUGUAGUAUACGUGCAGCUUAGUUAUAACUACAUUAAGGGUUGAUUAGCACCGGGUAUAGAGACAGGAAUGCCGAUUUGACAGUGACUGAGCUUUGAGGUUAUGGGCUCAGCAGAAGUUGGUUAAAACUGGAGAUUUGUUUAUGCACUUAAAACUGUUGCAUUUCAGUGAACUGGCAAAAAAAUGGAAAGAAGUUAUUUUCUUGGUCUGUGGCAACUUUCUGCAGCCAUCUAUAAAACUAAAUUAUUAUUUUGUUGUGUGUCUGUGUGCGCUUUCAGAGUAUUAGAAAGUAACGAAUUCCUGCCAUUUUCACUUGAUCAUAAAGUGCCCUAGUGAGGAUAUAUGUUACUGCACUUCUGAUACCAGUGGGAGCUGUAAUAGCUGCAGGAUGGUAGUAGCUGUUUUGUAGUAUAAUAAAAGGAGAAAUUUGUUGUUGUUGUUGUGUCUUUCGGCUUUUCCCGGUUAGGGGUCGCCACAGUGGAAC
Protopterus annectens (West African lungfish) is the source of this 2750-nucleotide messenger RNA. It is a transcript of the gene CLN3, whose product is annotated as CLN3 lysosomal/endosomal transmembrane protein, battenin. Gene Ontology annotation, cellular component: membrane; lysosome. The record is from RefSeq and is a predicted model, not a curated record. The coding region runs from base 91 to 1467 and encodes 458 amino acids. NCBI's taxonomy places the organism in Eukaryota, Metazoa, Chordata, Ceratodontiformes, Protopteridae. The transcript has 16 exons. Gene Ontology annotation, biological process: lysosome organization; regulation of intracellular pH.